AACUACCGGCUUCAAGCGAAGGGGGCAGGUCACGUGAUAGGUGGUGGUUUGCUCACCUGAUCUCAUCUUUUUACCCCUCUUUAUUCGGGGUUAAAGCUGACGUGACGUCACCCUUAUUUUAGAUAAACAACCCUCUCACGGUUACCGGGUUUACCGAUCCUUGCUGCCACCAUGACGUCCUUCUCUGAGUUGUACUUCAACGUGGACAGCGGCUACCUGGAAGGUCUGGUUCGUGGCUUUAAGGCCGGUAUCUUGAGUCAGGGGGACUAUCUAAACCUUGUCCAGUGCGAAACCUUGGAGGAUUUGAAGCUUCAUCUCCAGAGCACAGACUAUGGAGCGUUUCUGGCCAACGAAGCCUCACCCUUGGCUGUGUCGGUGAUUGACGACAAGCUAAAGGAGAAGAUGGUGGUAGAGUUCAGACAUAUGAGGAACCAGUCUUACGAGCCACUCGCCAGCUUCAUGGACUUUAUCACCUACAGCUACAUGAUUGACAACGUGAUAUUGCUGAUCACUGGUACCCUCCAUCAGCGUUCCAUCUCCGAGUUGGUACCCAAGUGCCAUCCCCUGGGAAGCUUCGAGCAGAUGGAAGCGGUGAACAUCGCCCAGACACCUGCUGAACUUUACAAUGCCAUUCUUGUUGAUACUCCCUUAGCUGCUUUUUUCCAGGACUGCAUAUCUGAGCAGGACCUUGAUGAGAUGAACAUUGAAAUAAUCCGAAACACGCUUUACAAGGCUUAUUUGGAAUCAUUCUACAAGUUCUGCAAAUCUUUAGGGGGGACAACAGCAGAUGCCAUGUGUCCGAUCCUUGAGUUUGAAGCUGACCGAAGAGCAUUUAUUAUCACAAUUAAUUCAUUUGGCACGGAGCUUUCGAAAGAAGAUCGAGCCAAGUUGUUUCCCCAUUGUGGGAAGCUAUACCCUGAAGGACUAGCCCAGCUAGCGCGAGCUGAUGACUACGAGCAGGUCAAAACAGUAGCUGACUACUAUCCAGAAUACAAGCUGCUGUUUGAAGGUGCUGGGAAUAACCCAGGAGACAAAACACUCGAAGACCGAUUCUUUGAACACGAGGUAAAGUUGAACAAAUUGGCUUUCCUGAACCAGUUUCACUUUGGUGUCUUUUAUGCCUUUGUGAAGCUGAAGGAGCAGGAGUGCAGGAACAUUGUAUGGAUUGCAGAAUGCAUCGCCCAAAGGCACCGGGCCAAGAUCGACAACUACAUUCCUAUCUUCUAAAGAACGGCCCUUCCAGCACACCUUCCUCUGGGACCGUGCAGAACCUCCCUCUGCCUUAUCGUCUGAUCCUGUUUCCGGGGUGGGUGGGACAUCACCUUUCACAGAUGCAACGAGAUUUCAUUUUCUU
This is a messenger RNA of Spea bombifrons (plains spadefoot toad), 1354 nucleotides long. It is a transcript of the gene ATP6V0D1, whose product is annotated as ATPase H+ transporting V0 subunit d1. The coding region runs from base 172 to 1227 and encodes 351 amino acids. Lineage: Eukaryota; Metazoa; Chordata; Amphibia; Anura; Pelobatidae. The transcript is spliced from 8 exons. The record is from RefSeq and is a predicted model, not a curated record. Gene Ontology annotation, biological process: vacuolar transport; vacuolar acidification; proton transmembrane transport. Gene Ontology annotation, molecular function: proton-transporting ATPase activity, rotational mechanism. Gene Ontology annotation, cellular component: early endosome; vacuolar proton-transporting V-type ATPase complex; plasma membrane proton-transporting V-type ATPase complex.